GCCGGGGCACUAUCUCAAAAUAAAACCCCAAACAAAGUCGCUCAGCGAACAUGCUUAUUGGAAUGUUUACGACGCCUACAACAAACCUAAACUCAAUAUUUCUUUUGACGAAGCAAAGACUCAAACUGAAAACAUUCUCAGCUCAGCGUUUCAAUACCGUAUGGUUAGUGAUGUUCCGGUUGGUGUGUUUUUAAGCGGAGGCUAUGACAGCACUUGCCUUACUUCUGUUUUAAUGGCCGGUGGUUCGAAGAAACUACAAACUUUUACAAUCGGCAUCAAAGAUUCCUCUUUAAACGAAGCGCCUUAUGCUAAAGAAACAGCAAAGUAUCUUGGCACCGAUCACACAGAAAUUUACUGCGAAGAAAAAGAUGCAUUGGAUCUGAUUCCUUACCUGACAUCCAUUUACGACGAACCCUUUGGCGAUCAGAGUUCCAUUCCCACUAUGCU
Molecule: messenger RNA, 447 nt
Organism: Ostertagia ostertagi
Lineage: Eukaryota; Metazoa; Nematoda; Chromadorea; Rhabditida; Trichostrongylidae
Source: the annotation of a GenBank genome assembly